GAGAGUGUUUCACUGUUGGCCACUCGGUCAAGGCACAGACGCAAGGAAUAUGGAUUAUGUGCAAACCACAUCCGACUCAAGAAGGGAAGGUGAUUGCUUUUCUCGAUACGGAAGGAAUCGAUGAUCCAGAGAAGGCUGAUAUUCAAGAAGACACUUGGAUAUUCCUUAUUGCAACGUUGCUUUGCAAUGUACUUGUCUACAACACAAAAGGCGUCUUUGAUGCAUCACACAUCAGUAAAUUUCAAUUUCUUAAAGUGGUUCAAUCUAACGUGACGGUUGCAAGAGGAGAAAAUGAGGACGACAGUUUUCUUGACUUCUUCUUUCCGAAUUUCGUUCUCGUUUUACGAGAUUUUACACUGAGAUCGGAUACAUCUUCUGAGGAAUUCCUUGAAAAUCGAUUAGUGUACAAGACGGGGGAGUCGGACAGAAUAUUUCAAGAAAAGGACAUGCUUUGA
Mya arenaria is the source of this 455-nucleotide messenger RNA. RefSeq names its product guanylate-binding protein 1-like. The transcript has 4 exons. NCBI's taxonomy places the organism in Eukaryota, Metazoa, Mollusca, Bivalvia, Myida, Myidae. The coding region runs from base 57 to 455 and encodes 132 amino acids. Gene Ontology annotation, molecular function: GTP binding; GTPase activity. The record is from RefSeq and is a predicted model, not a curated record.